AUGUCCGAGAAGCCGUCUGGAAAAUCGAAACCGGCAUGCAGUGAAGGUGGUGAUCUUCGCGUUCAGACGGAGAGCGGAGAUACAUUCAUCACAGCUACUCAACGACCCGAUGGAUCAUGGAGAAAAGCGAGAAGGGUGAAAGAAGGCUACAUUCCACAAGAUGAGCAACCCAAAUAUCAGAAUAGAAUGCAGUUGGAAGCCACCAAUGGAAGAUCUUCCGUGCCGUCUGGAGCCAAUCCUCGAGCACCUGCUGGGACCCGAAAGCCAGUUAGUGCAAUCAAAGCUAAUGUGUGCAUCACUCCACAAGAUCACUUCCAAAAGAAAAUCGAUUUAACCAAGAAGAAGAUUGAAGAUAUUGAAGGAAUGGAAUCUCGAAUUGCAAGUGGAGAAUUGGUUCCACAGCCGAAUCAAGUGAAGAAAAUCCAACGGAAACAAGAGUAUCUGGAUGAGAUCGAAAAGCUAACGAAAGAAAUGGAGAAGCUAUAA
Messenger RNA from Caenorhabditis briggsae, 486 nucleotides. The coding region runs from base 1 to 486 and encodes 161 amino acids. The record is from RefSeq and is a predicted model, not a curated record. Gene Ontology annotation, biological process: exon-exon junction complex disassembly. Gene Ontology annotation, molecular function: RNA binding. The transcript has 4 exons. Gene Ontology annotation, cellular component: exon-exon junction complex; cytoplasm. Lineage: Eukaryota; Metazoa; Nematoda; Chromadorea; Rhabditida; Rhabditidae.